AUCACAUGACCCUGUUCUGGUUUUUACAGCAGCUUUCAGUCCCACUGAGUCAGUGUUGGUCAAAGAGUGAACUCAGGAACAUGGCUUCAUCCUCUGUCAGCUUCUGGAUCCUCCUCAUCACCGUCUGCAGCACAGAUGGAUUCGUGUAUUUUCAAACAUACUGGUGUGACUUUAACUCCACUGAGCUGAACGACAUCGAGUACACUGCGUCUUAUUAUUACCAGAAGUUGGAGUUCACCAGGUUCAGCAGCAGUUUGGGUAAAUAUGUUGGAUACACUGACUACGGAGUGAAGAACGCAGAAGCAUGGAACAAUAAUCCUGCAUAUCUCAACCAGGCGAGAGCUCAGAAGGAGACGUACUGCCAACCCAACAUUGUUAUUGACUACAGCAACAUUCUGUCUAAAUCAGCUAAACCCUACGUACAUCUGUACUCCACGACGCCCCCCUCUGGUCGUCAUCCAUCCAUGCUGGUCUGCAGCAUCUACAAGUUCUACCCCAAAUACAUCAAAGUGAGCUGGUUCAGAGACGGGAAGGAGGUCACCUCAGAUGUUACCUCCACCGAGGAGAUGGAGAACGGGGACUGGUACUACCAGAUCCACUCACACCUGGAGUACACACCCAGGUCUGGAGAGAAGAUCUCCUGUGUGGUGGAACACGCCAGCCUGAAAGACCCUCUGAGAACCGACUGGGAUCCGUCCAUGCCUGAGUCUGAGAGGAACAAGAUCGCUAUCGGAGCCUCAGGACUGGUUCUGGGUCUGGUCUUAUCUCUGGCUGGAUUCAUCUACUACAAGAGGAAGGCCCGAGGACGUACUCUGGUUCCAACCACUAACUGAGGACGGAUCCUGGUCCUAGUUCUGGUCCUGUUUGUCAGAUGGGAUAAUAUUGAGUUUCUGCUUUAACCUGCUUCCUGUUUUCAGCAGACAGACAAUUAGAUUAGAUAAAGACUUUAUUAAUCAGUUCCAUCAGAAUCCACACAGAAAGAUUGAGAGUCUGGACUGUUCUAGACCUGAUCCAGGACUGGACCUCUGAUGCUUAGCUGGUCUUAGACCAGUUCCAGGUCCUGGUUCUACUGGUCCUGGUCCAGGUUCUGGUUCUGCUGCUUCUUGUAUCUGCUUCUAAAUCAUGUAAUCAGGACUUUGAUUCUGCUGCAGCUCGUCUGAUUCACAUUCUGACAUUUUUACUGGAUGUUUAAUAAACUGUUUCCAACUCUG
Molecule: messenger RNA, 1211 nt
Organism: Acanthochromis polyacanthus (spiny chromis)
Lineage: Eukaryota; Metazoa; Chordata; Actinopteri; Pomacentridae
Product: H-2 class II histocompatibility antigen, E-S beta chain-like
Exons: 6
Coding region: 6-833 (275 amino acids)
Biological process (GO): immunoglobulin production involved in immunoglobulin-mediated immune response; antigen processing and presentation of exogenous peptide antigen via MHC class II; immune response
Cellular component (GO): membrane; MHC class II protein complex
Molecular function (GO): MHC class II protein complex binding
Source: RefSeq, a predicted model, not a curated record